This is a messenger RNA of Solanum verrucosum, 2646 nucleotides long. RefSeq lists its product as uncharacterized. The transcript is spliced from 7 exons. The record is from RefSeq and is a predicted model, not a curated record. Lineage: Eukaryota; Viridiplantae; Streptophyta; Magnoliopsida; Solanales; Solanaceae. The coding region runs from base 1 to 2646 and encodes 881 amino acids.
AUGCCUCCUUAUAGAGCUAAUGCAUGGAAUGAUAAUGCACACAAUGCUAAGGCAAUUCCUCCAGUCUCAAACAAUGAGGUUACGAAUGGAGAAUUUUGGAAUAUGAUCCAACUCUUGCCUCAGAGUGUGGCCAAUCAGAAUAAUCAGCAGGUCCUAGUUCCUACUAACACAAAUGGUAGAUCAGCUGCAGCUAGGGUUCAAGAUUUUGUUCGGAUGAAUCUGCCAGAGUUUCUGGGGUCGAAGAUUGGUGAGGACCCACAAAACUUUAUUGAUGAGGUUAAGAAAAUUCUUGGAGUAAUGCAAGUGACUGGAACUGAGAAGGAACAUAAAGGGAUAGCAUUAGGCUCUAAGUCACAGGUAGUGCUUCAGGUAAUCAGACAUUUCCAACUUGCCCAAAGUGUGGUAAGAACCAUCCGAGAGAGUAUCUUGCAGGCAGGGAAGGGUGUUUUAGGUGUGGGGAAAGGAGGUAACAAUAAUAGGGCUCAGUCUACAGCUCAAGCAGCACCAACAGGUCGCCCAACUCAGCAGGGUGCUUCAUCUUGUACAGGUGGCAGUCAGCGCCAGAACAUGUUGUAUGCUCUCCAGGCUUGCCAGGACCAGGAAAUUCUCUUGAUGUGGUCACUGAGUGAAGAGGAGCACGUGAAUCAUGUGAGAGUUAUUCUGCAAACACUCAAAGAUCGCCAGCUAUUCGCUAAGUUUAGCAAAUGUGAAUUCUGGUUACAGUAUGUCGCUUUCCUUGGUCAUGUGGUUAUCUGGUGGGAAACGAAAAUCCAAGCCCUCGAAGAUCUGGAAAUUCUCCACAAUAAUGUUCAAUGCAUGGAAGAUCUUAAUAGAGGUCAAGCAGAAUAUGUAAAAUGGAUGGGUAUACAGGAAAACCUUCUCAAACAAAAGGCUAAGGCCAAAUGUUUCGAAGAAGGGGAUUUCAACACCAAAUACUUCCACAGUUUGAUUAGAGAAAGGAAAAGAAGACUGCAAUUGCACAGAAUUAAGGAUCAUAUAGAUAAUUGGGUCCAAGGUGAUGAAGAGAUUAACAAGGCUGCUAUACACCACUACAACAUGAUUUUCAACCUCCAACAUCAAUUUACUGAUAAUAGCAUUCUGGACAACAUACAAAGGGUCAUUACUGAGGAGGAGAACUCUUUACUAACCAUUAUGCCUGGUCUUGAGGAAAUUAAAAAUGUUGUGUUUAGCAUGAGUUCGGAUAGUUCCUCUGGUCCAGAUGGUUACAGUGGCGUAUUUUAUCAUAAGUGCUGGGAGGUGAUCAAAUAUGACAUUCAAAAUUUUGUCCAGGACUUCUUCAUAGGCAAAAACCUUACUAAGUUUUUCUCACAUACCUGCCUUGUUCUUAUUAUCACUAAAAUUCAUUCUAAAAGGCUUAAUCCCCUUCUAGACAAGAUCAUCUCGGAUAACCAAAGUGUUUUUGUUAAAGGUAGGAUGAUCACUGAGAAUGUGCUACUAGCCCAAGAGUUAUCUCGAGAGAUUAAACAAGACAAUAUAGGGGGUAACAUGAUCACCAAGUGGGACAUGGCCAAAGCCUACGACAAGAUGUCAUGGAAGUUCCUAAUGGCGGUUAUGAGAAAGUUCAGCUUCUCUGAGGAAUGGUUAGACAUCAUUUGGAGACUUUUGUCAAACGUGUGGUACUCUAUUAUCAUUAAUGGUGCCAAGAUAGGCUUUUUCUCUUCUAGUCAGGGUUGGAAUUCCAAAUCAAUCAAGCUUGUUUUGAAACAAGUGAAGACAUAUGAAAAAGCAUAUGGCCAGAAAGUGAACCAAGAAAAAAGCUUUUUCAUCACAGCUCCUAAUACUUCUGCAAGUAGAAUCAAUAGGAUGAGAUCUGCCUCUGGGUUUAUGGACAAGAACUUUCCGUUCACCUACUUGGGAUGUCCAAUCUAUCAUGGGAGGAAAAAAAUAUGCUACUUUGAGGGCAUGCUAGCAAAGAUUGUUAAAAAAUUGAAUGGGUCGCAGAGUAAAAUGCUUUCGUACGGGGGAAAGAUGGUUUUGAUCAAAAGUGUACUACAAUCGAUGCCUACAUAUACUCUUUCAGCUAUGAAUCCUCUAAAAGGAACUCUAACUCUUAUUGAAAUACACUUUGCAAAUUUUCUUUGGGGAAGGAAAGAAGGCAAAGACAAAGCGAAGUACUGUAAAAGAUCCCAUCCCGUCUCUAAAGCCAUUGCUUCCUGUGACUCUCAUGCCUGGAAAAAUAUGUUAAAGAUCAGAGACCAGGCUGAGCCAAAUAUCAUUAGGAUUAUUCAAUCAGGGAGUUCUAGUUUUUGGUGGGAUAAUUGGACAGGCAAAGGUGCUCUAGCCAAGUUAUCUCCUGGACGUGGAAAAAGUUCUAAAAUCUUUGUGAAACAAUUCAUUGUUAAUGGUGGCUGGAAUAUUGUGAAGUUGAGGCAAACUCUUCCCGAUCAGCUUAUAAACGACAUAACGGGGAUCCACAUAGGCAACAAUGAUGAUAAUGACUACCCAAUGUGGAAAUCUACCGACAAUGGUCUCUUUACUAACAAGGCUGCCUGGGAACUUUACAGAACCCAUAAACCAAAGAACGAAUUCAUGAACAAGAUUUGGCACUCGAAAGUUCCUUUCAAAGUUUCCUUUUUGACUUGGAGAAUCAUUAAAAAAAUUGCCUUUUCAAGAUACUUUAUAUAG